Molecule: messenger RNA, 962 nt
Organism: Batrachochytrium dendrobatidis JAM81
Lineage: Eukaryota; Fungi; Chytridiomycota; Chytridiomycetes; Rhizophydiales
Exons: 6
Coding region: 12-962 (316 amino acids)
Molecular function (GO): phosphatidylinositol transfer activity
Source: RefSeq, a predicted model, not a curated record
GCAACUUUGGAAUGAACGGCGAUCUAGCUAGCAAUAUGAAAACUAGUGUGCCUAUACUGACACUUUCUGCUGAAGCUUGUCCUCCUGUUCCUGAAGGCUAUCCAUACAAUGGUUUGACAGAUGAACAACGACAGCUUGUAGAUCGUUUAGCAAAACAUGCUCCUACACUCUUUGACACUAAUGGCACUCCAGAGCAACAGGCCAAAGAAGCCAAGUGGACAAACGCUGUUUGUCUAAUUCGCUAUCUCAAGGCAACCAAGUGGGAUUAUGAUCUUGCUGUCACUCGAUUGUCUGCUACUUUGGCAUGGCGCAGAGAAUACAAACCAGACGAGAUCACUGCAGAUGAAGUCGCUCCCGAAGCACAAACCGGCAAAGAGUAUCUUUGUGGGUUCGAUAAGCUUGGACGUCCAAUUAUAUAUCUUGUUCCUUCGAGAGAAAAUACAAAGACAUACGACCGGCAACUCCGAUUUGUAGCUUAUAACAUUGAAAAGGCAAUCCUAGCAAUGCCAUAUGGAGUUCAAAGUAUUUGCAUGGUUGUGGAUUACGAAAACAUCAGCAUGUCUACUGCACCUCCUCUUUCAGUCACUCGUCGCUUCCUUCAAAUCCUUGGUGAUCAUUAUCCAGAGCACCUUGGUACGUCGUUUAUUAUCAAUCCAAGUUGGUACCUCUCUGUUCUUUUCAGAAUCAUUACUCCUUUUAUGGAUCCUGUAACACGAUCCAAGUUGCAUAUGUGCAACCUUAAAGCAUUAAUAGCACAAGAGCGUUCUGGAAAAGAUGCAUCCAAUACUGCAGCCGCCGGAAAACCGACUGAAGGCACUGGAGGGUGGACAGACAUUCGUCACUACAUCUCAAAAGACAAUCUUGUCUCAGAGUAUGGCGGCGAGUAUAACUUUGAAUGGAAUUUUGAAACCUAUUGGUCUGCUUUAAGCUCGUUAAAACCUGGAAAUGUUGAUACACACUAG